AGAAGAGGUGCUGCAAUCCGUACAUCAUCACGCAGCUUACGUGUACAAUAAGCAUGAUGUGUUGGAACUAGAGGAGCGUCCUUGGUGCGACAAAACACCGCGAGUGUCGUGUACUCAAAAAGGAUGCUCGGUUCGUCUGCUGCUCGGGCGUUGUGCACCUGCGCAACCCCGAAGUACAACAACUCUGGUCCCUGGCACAUCCGAGAACAGCAGGAGAACGACGAUGAUAGUUUGCAAGAAGACAGCGGCAGGCCGACACACGAUUUCCAUUUCGGUCGAACACCUUCGCAAUGCAGCGCCGCGGCCACAGCAUCUACAUCUUCAUCACACGCAUCCCGUCCCGCUGAAAGAUGGAGCGUGUACCUUCCACCUGCCGAUGCCUCUACUACGUCCGGCCGCACCAUUUCUGCUCUUCUUCGAAGACUCAACAUCAUUCCAUCCGCUCUGCUCGAGCAAGACCUCUGCCUGUGUGAACAAGCACAAGCAGGUCGAAGGGUGUCUUCCCGCAGUCGCAGAUCUGUCUCCCCGCAGCAAAAGCAAUCCAUCGCCGAUUUUUACAAAAAAUACGAAAUCCAACGCGGAAAAAUCACAAACAUCCACAACCUCGGGGAAGGCGCGUUCGGGUCGGUGAUGCGCUGUCAGCACCGCCAGAGCAAGGCGAAACGGGCGGUAAAGGUGGGGGAUGCGGAGGACUUGGACAGCUUCAAACUCUGGUCGCGAUUGGGGAGACAUGAGAACGUGGUGGAACUGAUAGAACAGUUUGACUCAUCGACGACAAGUACAACUACCGGGUCAAUAGACGGAAUAAACGGCGGUCCACCCCCGGGCGCCUCAAAUAAGGGAAAAGCACCCACCGACUCAUCCGACAAGAAGCAGAUCGCCGUGAUGACGCUUUGCUACGGGUCAGACCUCUGCGAGUGGUUGUUGAACUACCUGGAACAGCACGCGCACGACACGACAAACGACCGGAGACUGCCAAGUUAUUCGAAGAUUUUGAAACUGUUUCUCCAAAUGCUGGCCGCCGUGGAGCAUUUGCACAGCAACAACAUCGUGCACCGGGAUAUCAAAUUAGAAAAUUUUCUCUUCGAGAACGCGGCGGAGGAGAAGUUGCGACUCUGCGACUUCGGGGCUUUGGUGGAGUUGGAAUUGGAGGAGGAGAACGGUGCACAAAAUUCAUCUCUUGGGCUUCUUCACCCGUCGGAUAACAACUCCACCCAGUUCUACCAGGAAAAGAAAGACCUGGUCGGCACCAUCCAGUACCUCGCUCCGGAGUGCAUUCACGCCGGAGUCUACAGCAAGAAAUCCGACGUCUACGCUUUGGGCGUGGUUCUCUUCGUCCUAACCACGGGCCAAUUCCCCUACGCGAUCGAUGAGAAGAGGGCGCUGAAGGAGAGGGAAAAUUUCCAGUUUCCGGCGGUGAAAUGGAAGAAGAUAAAGGAUUUCGGGAGAAGUAGUUCUUCAAGUUCGUCCUCCUCCAGUUCUGAGUCGAAACAGGCUGAUCAUUUGAAGAAAAUUCUCCAGAACAUGCUGAACCCGAAUGUUGAGAAGAGAUACGACCUCGAGCAGGUGAAGCAAGCGGUUCUGCGGGAACGGCAUUCCAUCGUCCGACGGUAUUCGAGCGAGAAAAUCGCAGAGCAGGAAACGCAGAUCCAAAUCGCGAAGUCGGACCGGAUUCUGGACAAUGAAAUCCUGAAAUCCGCGAGAAGUCGGAAACGGUAUUUGAACCUGAAGCCGAACGAACUACUGUUCCAUGAGGGGGACAAAAUCGUUGAUGAAAGUCUCUUAUGCUGUGCAAAAGUAUCGUAUUCGUAUUGCAAUCGUGCAUUACAUUAAGUCGAAUCCGCAUUACAAAUUUUAUUUGUCAUCCUGAGGAAAUUUGUAAUGCAUUCAUACGAGUACGAUGCUUUUGCAUUGCAUAUCUCUACGUGAUCCAGAAGGGGCAAUUAGAGAUCCAGAAGCAGGGGGUGCUGAUUACGAAUUUGCAGGAAGGGGCAGUCGUCGGCGAGAUGUCGCUGCUUUUGAAUAAAACGGAAAGAACCGCAACGGUAACAGCGGGGUUGCAGGGAGCGCAGUUGUUGAAGGUGGAAGCGGAAGAUAUUCUGCACCAUGAGGAAGGUAGAACUUGUGUUGCAGCUGCUGCUUGUUCUUCAAGUUAUGUCUUACGCUGGUAUGACCACCAUGAUAAUCUUGAUCUUCUUCUUCGUUUAUCGCUCAUGAUGUGUAUUCACACGAUAAAAUCCUCAUUAGGUAACUCUUCCCAUUCCCUCCGCAUGCGCGCCUUGGCCGAGAUGGCAACCGUUCGGCUGUCGCAAACCGAAACGCUGCAGUACCUGGAAAACGUCUUCCCAGAUUCCCAUCCGGAUUUCGUCCGGAAACUGCUGGUUUUGUUCGAUAGGCAGGAGAAUUUUGUUUGUUUCCAACCAGGUGAUUUCCUGUUCCACGAGGGGGAUACCGAGGACCACGCGGAAGAGGAACAUAAUCAGCAUCAUGGCGCUAAGACAGUAGAUGCAGCGAAUAGGAAUAAACCACAUUCCGCUUCUCCUUUCCGCAACACACAACUCUACAACGCGUUCGCAGCGAGCCGCAAGCACAGAUACGUGUACUUCGUCAGGUCGGGGGAGCUGGGUGUGUAUCUGGGAAGAGAUGAAAAUCUGCAAAAUAAAAUCGCGACGGUGAAACAAGGGUCUGUCAUAGGGGAGAUGUCGGCGGUUUUAGCCAAUCUCUACCCGGAGAUCUACGGGAAAAAACGAACCACGAGUGUGAAAGCUCUGACGUUUGUGGAGCUCAGCAUCGUCGAUUUUUCCGAGAUAGAAAAACUCCUGGACGAGUUUCCGGAUGAAAGGGCGAAAUUUGAAAAGCGGGCGGAGCGGAAACACCAGGAAAAUAUAGCGAAGUUCGGGAAAACGGAUUAUGUGAGGAGGACGAAGGAGUAGACGGAUGGCUGUUCUGAUUGUGGAGCGGCGAACUUUUGUUCCACAACUGCAGGCAGUACCACAAGUGUUUCAUAAUGACGUCGAAUGUACAAUUUUACUUCGUCAAUAAUGAUGAUGUGUUUCAAAGUUUAUGUCAUAAACUGAAAGACAAAGAGUGGAUUGCUUUACGAGAAGCGGCGACAUUGCCGUGAUCGAUCAAUGUACAAUUAACAAUCAGGACGAGUGCGUGUAGAAUUGAUAAGCUACGAACACCAGAAUAGACACACAAGGCUAAAAUCAUAGUGCCUUUUUAUCCCGCAAAU
Molecule: messenger RNA, 3235 nt
Organism: Amoebophrya sp. A120
Lineage: Eukaryota; Dinophyceae; Syndiniales; Amoebophryaceae
Source: the annotation of a GenBank genome assembly